This is a messenger RNA of Talpa occidentalis (Iberian mole), 1659 nucleotides long. RefSeq names its product septin 10 (gene SEPTIN10). The record is from RefSeq and is a predicted model, not a curated record. Gene Ontology annotation, cellular component: septin complex; septin ring; microtubule cytoskeleton. NCBI's taxonomy places the organism in Eukaryota, Metazoa, Chordata, Mammalia, Eulipotyphla, Talpidae. Gene Ontology annotation, biological process: cytoskeleton-dependent cytokinesis. Gene Ontology annotation, molecular function: molecular adaptor activity; GTP binding; GTPase activity. The transcript is spliced from 12 exons. The coding region runs from base 110 to 1579 and encodes 489 amino acids.
CCGCCUCCGCUCGCUCCAGCCGUGGCUGGCUUGCGCCGUUCGAGGCCGUGGGCCAGACCGUCGCUCCGCUGGCCCUCAGCCCGCCAUCUCUGGAUUCCCGCUCGGGACCAUGACCUCCUCCGACGUGGCGCGACACUUGCUCUUUCAGUCUCAUAUGGCAACAAAAACAACUUGCAUAUCUUCACAAGUAUCUGAUGAUGAACAGAGACAAAAAAGAGAAAAUACUCGUUCUUUAACUAUGUCUGGUCAUGUUGGUUUUGAGAGUUUGCCUGAUCAGCUGGUCAAUAGAUCCAUUCAGCAAGGUUUCUGUUUUAAUAUUCUUUGUGUGGGGGAGACUGGUAUUGGAAAAUCAACGCUGAUUGAUACAUUAUUUAACACUAAUUUUGAAGACCGUGAAACCUCACAUUUUUGCCCACAUGUUAAACUUAAAGCUCAGACAUAUGAACUCCAGGAAAGUAACGUUCGAUUGAAAUUGACCAUUGUGAAUACAGUGGGAUUUGGUGAUCAAAUAAACAAAGAAGAGAGCUACCAACCAAUAGUUGACUACAUAGAUGCUCAGUUUGAGGCCUAUCUCCAGGAAGAACUGAAGAUUAAGCGAUCUCUCUUUAACUACCAUGAUUCUCGUAUCCAUGUGUGCCUCUACUUCAUCUCACCAACAGGUCACUCUUUGAAGACACUUGAUCUCUUAACCAUGAAGAGCCUUGACAGUAAGGUGAACAUUAUACCAGUGAUUGCCAAAGCAGAUGCAAUUUCUAAAACUGAACUACAGAAGUUUAAGAUCAAGCUCAUGAGUGAAUUGGUCAGCAAUGGCGUCCAGAUAUAUCAGUUCCCAACAGAUGAUGAAACUAUUGCUAAAAUUAAUGCUUCAAUGAAUGGACAUUUGCCAUUUGCUGUAGUAGGAAGUAUGGAUGAGGUAAAAGUUGGAAAUAAAAUGGUCAAAGCUCGCCAGUACCCCUGGGGUAUUGUACAAGUGGAAAAUGAAAGCCACUGUGAUUUUGUUAAGCUCCGGGAAAUGCUCAUUUGUACAAACAUGGAGGAUCUGCGAGAGCAGACCCACGCUCGACACUAUGAACUCUACAGGCGCUGUAAGCUCGAGGAAAUGGGGUUUAUGGAUGUGGGCCCAGAGAAUAAGCCAGUCAGUCUUCAAGAGACCUAUGAAGCCAAAAGACAUGAAUUUUAUGGUGAACGUCAGAGGAAGGAAGAGGAAAUGAAGCAGAUGUUUGUGCAGCGAGUGAAAGAGAAAGAAGCCAUCUUAAAAGAAGCUGAAAGAGAGCUACAGGCCAAAUUUGAGCAUCUUAAGAGACUUCAUCAAGAAGAGAGAAUGAAACUUGAAGAAAAGAAAAAACUUUUGGAAGAGGAAAUAAUCGCUUUCUCUAAAAAGAAAGCUACCUCUGAGAUUUACCAGAGCCAUACCUUUAUGCCAGCAGGCAGCAACCUGAGGAAAGAUAAGGACCGUAAGAAGGAACCAGGCUUUCGAUUCGAACUCCUGUGCUUUGAUGUCAGAACUUGUGAAACCAAUGGUGGACGUAAAGAUGCAGAGGAAGGUAGAGAGGGCCCCAGUACAAUGGGGCGGCCAUGAGUAGCAUUUGGAUGAUAAUCCCAAGGAUUUUAGGUUUGGGCUCCAAUUUUAUGUAAAACAAAGGUUCCAGAUCACAGAAC